Messenger RNA from Rotaria sp. Silwood1, 429 nucleotides. The record is from the annotation of a GenBank genome assembly. NCBI's taxonomy places the organism in Eukaryota, Metazoa, Rotifera, Eurotatoria, Philodinida, Philodinidae.
AUGUCGUAUAUGUUACCACAUUUACAUAAUGGCUGGCAAGUUGAUCAAGCCAUUUUAUCAGAAGAAGAUAAAGUUGUUGUUAUCCGUUUUGGACAUGAUUGGGAUCCAACAUGUAUGAAAAUGGAUGAAGUUUUAUAUAAAGUUGCUGAAAAAAUUAAAAAUUUUGCUGUUAUUUAUUUGGUUGAUAUUACUGAAACACCAGAUUUUAAUAAAAUGUAUGAAUUAUAUGAUCCAUGUACGGUUAUGUUUUUCUAUCGUAAUAAACAUAUUAUGAUCGAUCUUGGUACAGGCAAUAACAAUAAAAUAAGUUGGGCUUUAGAAGAUACACAAGAAUUUAUUGAUAUUGUUGAAACAGUUUAUCGUGGAGCUCGUAAAGGUCGUGGUUUAGUUAUUUCACCAAAAGAUUAUUCUACAAAAUAUCGUUAUUAA